GAUGUAAACAAGCAAACUGUCACCGGUGGGUGUUUUCGUAGGCCACUGAAAACAAUAAAUAAUCGUCGCAAUUUGUGGAUGUAAAGUGCAGAAAACAAACGCAAAAGUUAAUGAAAGUGUAGUUCUUCCCCUCUAAUUAUAAGCCCCCGAUUGUGUGACCAAGAUGACUAAUCCCGUUCUAACGGCAGAACUGUCUCUCCGGAGCUUUUACAUUUUCAACUCAGCGUUCGGACCAAAAGAGGGCGAAGAAGAGAAGAAGGUGCUGUUUUAUCAUCCACACGAUACCGACAUCGAUACCAAAAUAAAAGACGUUGGUCUGAGUGAGGCUAUCAUCAAGUUUAGCAACACAUUCACCAAAGAUGACAGCGUGCAGACGAUGCACACGCAGAAGACAUGCCAGUUCUACUACCAGCCCGAAUCCGGCUACUGGAUGAUCAUGACGCUGAACGUGCCGUUCGAUCGGAAAACGCGCGACUCGGGCGACUACAACGAGUACCACGGGGACACGAUACACGACACAAUCUUUCAGUCAGUCCUGCGUCAAUCGUACCGAAUGUUUCGCAUGUUUCACGGCACGUUCCUAGACAAUCUGCAACCGAACGAAGAGCUGGAUGCGCAGGCCAACCUUAUCGGCAAACUGGAGGCCUUCUACCAGAGCUACAUUCUCCAUCUGCAGAUGAAGAAGUGCGAUGUGGUGGAUGCGUUCGGUAGCGUACAGUACCUUCCCCUAAACCAGCUGCUCUUCCUGCGGGUGCAGAACUUCAUAAACAUGAUCGAGGCCACAUUCGCACCGAUCAAGCAUUGCAUUUUCCUGUACAGCGAUCAGGUCGUGUGGAGCGGUAUAAGUCCCACCGAUCUGUACACGCUGUACGAGUACUUUCACAGCCCCAUGUACGAUCAUCUCGCUCAAUCGAAGCAAACGCGUCCGGCUUACGUGACCGAGAAGGGAAAGAUUAAACGCUACACGUUGAUGGUGUGCCGCAAGGUGCAGAACAUUUCCCUGUGCCUGCUGCUCGACGAUAGCGCGGUAGAGAACGAACAGUCGCUCUACAUGGAGCUGAACGCGGUGGUAAACCCGCAGCUAACGAGCAUUUCGUCCGACAUUAGCCAGCAUCUGCAGAGUGGCGGUGAGUCGAGCUACAGUUUCGGAUGCUCGGGCAGCAAGGAUGAUACCGCCACGGCGCCAAAGUUUAUCUUCUUCAACGAGCUUAACCUGCAGCAUCGCGGUACGGUGCGGUUGGGCCAGAUGCAGUACCAAUCGGUCACCGGCAGUGGGCUGCCGAACGAUGUGAUGAACCUGAUCGUUGACCUGCUGGACGAUGUGCGCAGCAACCGGUCGAGCGUGAUGGACGAGACGAUCGUGAAGACGCACGACGACUAUUGGAUUGUGAAGCGAAGCUGCAACUCGCGGCACGUGUUUAUCAUCCUCAACAAAAGCUCCACCCUGAUCGACGUGACCGAGGAGACGAAGAAAAUAUUGGACCAGCACGUGAAGGGGAUCUUUUUCUAGAGCUGGGUCGGAGCCGGAACUCUUCUAAAGCUAACUUCAGUCUUUCCAAUUAGUACACCUUUUUUUUUACUGCAUCAAAUGCAAGACGUGCUGCUGUUGAAUUUCCCCCUUUCAUUGCAUGCAACGUAUGUGUAAGAACAAAGAAAUAAAUAACAAUUAUUAAACAUCGGGCAUAAUUUACCCCGGUGAUAUAUUCGAACAGCAAAA
Anopheles stephensi (Asian malaria mosquito) is the source of this 1717-nucleotide messenger RNA. It is a transcript of the gene Ccz1, whose product is annotated as vacuolar fusion protein CCZ1 homolog. Lineage: Eukaryota; Metazoa; Arthropoda; Insecta; Diptera; Culicidae. The record is from RefSeq and is a predicted model, not a curated record. Gene Ontology annotation, biological process: vesicle-mediated transport. The transcript is spliced from 3 exons. The coding region runs from base 164 to 1510 and encodes 448 amino acids. Gene Ontology annotation, cellular component: intracellular membrane-bounded organelle; Mon1-Ccz1 complex.